Molecule: messenger RNA, 1655 nt
Organism: Phycodurus eques (leafy seadragon)
Lineage: Eukaryota; Metazoa; Chordata; Actinopteri; Syngnathiformes; Syngnathidae
Product: acyl-coenzyme A thioesterase 2, mitochondrial-like
Exons: 6
Coding region: 240-1508 (422 amino acids)
Biological process (GO): fatty acid metabolic process; acyl-CoA metabolic process
Molecular function (GO): fatty acyl-CoA hydrolase activity
Source: RefSeq, a predicted model, not a curated record
AGUUGAGCGUUCCUUCCGAAACGGGGUUGAGCCAUGCUAAACAUUCCCGUUAAAUCACGCACGAGUUAAUCUUGCACAUAAAAUGUCCACAAAUGAAGCUUGCAGUGAAACCUAUGAGCUUUAACAACACAAGACAAGACGCAGGGGACACGUUAAACCGGACCAAAGUGACCCAACUUUCGUCCUUCGAGGCUCGGAGAUAGACCAUCCACAGGGCCAACUGAUCUACGGUAUCCAGCAUGUUCCCUCAAGUGCACCUCCAUCUUCUCCCUAGCACACGCUGCCUUUUCGACGAGCCCAUCCAUGUAAAGGUGGCCGGUCUGGGGUCCGGGCAGGUGGUCACCAUGAGGGCCCGAGCCACCGACGAGCGGGGGGUGGUCUUCUGCUCGGCGGCCAUCUAUCGGGCGGACGGCGGCGGGGAGCUGGACCUGUGCCGGGACGCCGCUCUGUGCGGCACCUACGAGGGGGUGGAGCCCAUGGGCCCGCUGUGGUCUAUGCGGGCAGCUGUCCCCCACAAGUAUUUCCAUUGGAGUAAGGCGCUGAGUCCUCAUGUGGUCAGGUUCUCAGUGCACGACGGCGUGGACGUGGAGGAGGAGGAGCGGGGAGGUGCCCUAGCAGAGGCCACCAACGAGAGGGUCCUGAUGGGGGAGGGCGUCACGCGGGAGGUCGUCAACCUCGGGAAGUGUAGCACGGUGUUGUUCAUACCACCAGGUGAAGGACCAUUCCCGGGCGUGCUGGAUUUGUCCACCUUUAUGUCCGAGAAGCGAGGCAGCCUGUUGUCCAACAAAGGCUUCGUGGUCCUGAGCGUUCCCGUCUUCUACGACAAACCAGCCAACAUCAAGCACUUGGAACUGGAGUACUUUGAGGAGGCUCUCCGCUUCCUACAGCAGCACCCCAAGGUGGGCAGUGACGGGUUGGGCGUGAUCGGGCGUUCCAAAGCGGGCGACAUUGCCCUGUCCUUGGCAUCCUUCCUGCCCGGCGUACGUGCGGUGGUCUGGAUCAACGGCUGCAGCGCCAACAUCGGAACCCCUCUGCACUACCGGGGCCGACAGAUCCUCUCCCCCUUGACCGCGAACCUGACCAAAAUCAUGCUCACCUCAGACGGCACCAGGAUCAUCAAAUUCUGUGUCGGGGACCCCAAUGGCAAGGACAACCGAACCAGCCGGAUCCCCGUGGAGAAAGCCAGUGCCCACUUCCUCUUUCUGGCUUCCGAGGACGACCUCAACUACGACUGUCGGACCUACAUGGAGAGCAUGGUGGCACGACUCAGGCGGGCCGGGAAUGAGAAUGUGGAGACCGUGUGUUACCCCCGGGCCGGUCACCUCUUGGAGCCACCCUAUGGGCCGCACUGCCACUCAGGUCUGCAUGGGUACCUGCGCGAACCCGUCAUAUGGGGCGGCGAACCCCGAGCUCACGUCCGCGCUGAGGUGCUCGCUUGGAAGAAGGUGGAGGAGUUCUUGAGAAGCCGGCUGAGCUGCCCUCACACCAACACUAAAGCCAAAUUAUAAACUGAAGGAUGCGGAAUACAUCGAAUUUUUUUCUUUGCAAGUUUUUAAAAGAAAAAUUGUGACGUGCAAUACCAGUUUCUGGAAUCAAAUUGUAUUUUAUGUUAUAACCUUUUUUUAAUCAUCUUUUUAUCAUCAAACAUUGCACAA